Messenger RNA from Dreissena polymorpha, 2031 nucleotides. RefSeq lists its product as uncharacterized. The coding region runs from base 743 to 1810 and encodes 355 amino acids. The transcript has 5 exons. Gene Ontology annotation, cellular component: acetylcholine-gated channel complex. Lineage: Eukaryota; Metazoa; Mollusca; Bivalvia; Myida; Dreissenidae. The record is from RefSeq and is a predicted model, not a curated record.
AAAGAUGGAUUUCAAUUUAACAUCAUCGAUCAGACAUUUCUAUUUAUAGGUUUCUUAUGUGUUCUGUUUGGAUUCAAAGUAAUUACAUUACAACUAUUCUACACACCUGGGAACAAACAUACAAGUGCAUUAAUGUGUUGUCCAAAAGUGUUUCGGAUUUUAUUAUAGUAUUAUUUUAUAUAAAAAGCAUACAUGUUUUACAGAAUGUGCUUCAGGAAAAUGGGUUAAUUAAAGCAACUAUUGGAAUAUAGAAACCUCAACAAAAGCAAACCUGAAAGAAUAAAAUAACCAGUAGAUAUAAUCUAGUCACGAUGGACUAUAAGCAAUUAUUUGAUUGUAUACAAAACACGCAUAUCUUAAACGAAAAUAAUGACAAAAGUUUGCCCUUAAACGGUCGCAUUCAAGUGACGAAAUAGUGAUCGUAUUUUCAUAUGAAUUCUUCAUCUGGAAUGCAUCUUACUACAGCUGUAUUAUACAGUAAUAUUAAUUUUCGUACAAAACAAUCACAAAAUAAUACAGCUGCAAAGAAUAUCAUGCAUUUGACGUACAGGGUUGCGUAAACAUCAUACAUACUAGAUACAACGCUGUUGAGGCUAUAUUGACAUUACAUGUAAUUGCAAAACCAAUAUUUGUUGCUAAAAACUGCACGUGGACAAAAAGAUUCACGUAAAGUCAUGCGUGCUUAAGUACGGAAUUACAAGUGUUUGUCAAUCACAGGUCAGUUAAGCAACUAAAAGCCAAAAUGACCCUGACAUUUCUUGCUUCGUUCUGUGUGACGUCAUUACUAGUAGGACACGUGACCGGUGUCACCUCACGUGACUACGCGCCAUGUACGGGUUUGGCGUACAUUUUCAAUGGAUACACUUUCACGUUUGACGCUGCAAGUGGCGAGAGGGUGUGGUCGCACUGCAGCUUUCCAAGUCCGUUUGGGGACCUCAUCCGGUGCGGUCGACCGCGCUCCGACAAGAAACGCUUCUUGUGCGAUCCCGACCACAUACUUGAUCGUGUUGCUGACGUGCCAUUAAUCGAUGAACUGUUGGAGACAAUCCAGAAGCGAACGUCUGUCGUGUGCGUGAAUAGCGCGGGAAUCCGCGAGACUUUCCGCGUGGCAGUUGCCCUCAUCAACCGGAUAUACAUUCCGGAUAUGGACAGCCCGGAUCUAUGCCAGAACGAAUGCGGGAGACUUCAGCCAGCCUUAAACAUAAGUCGUCGGAUACCGACGGAGGAGGAACAAGAAGAGAUCAUGCGCCUGUUUGCCGAUGGCAUCCGGUCAUUGUGGGACAUCGGUUCUUGUGGAAAUGACGUCAUCGUGUUAUAUUGCAAGGAAUUUCACAAGGUACAUGUGUCGUCAGGAAGUAAGGCAUCCGAAUAUUUAACACCCGAAAAGGUCGCGACUCUGCAGACGACAUUUCAAACUUACAUCAGUACACACGGGACGCAAGGAUUUGUGCUCGGUCUCGAAAAUCUACUGAAAUCCCUUAAGUUUACCCUCAAGGGGAUUACUCCCGCUUUUAUUCUGCUGAUGGGUAAUAUGGCCGUUUUAGGAGUGAUGACCGUUGUUUUGUUUUAUUACAUUUUGGGUAAAAGAUUCGAAACCAACAUCUGGGAAGAUGAUAACUGCUACUGGGUCUGGGAGUUGUUCGUGAAAUGUAGUACAGGGAUAUUGUGGUUGGAGAUAUGUGUUUUGGUGAUGGCGAAGAUUUCACACAGUUCACGGGCGCUGUUCUAUGUGUUUUUGGCUGCGGUUUUAGGGUUGAUUUUUUGCACCGCGCUUCAUUAUGUAAGCCGCAGGAUAUACUACCAUGAGUAAUCAUGAGUAAUGGCUAAUGAACAAAUCAUUCGAUUUAAUUUAUGGAAUUGACAAAUUUAGAACUACAUGCCCUGUUAAACAAUUAACAACAUGUGCCCUUUUCCCAAAUGAUUUUUACGGGAAAAGACAAACACAUGACAUAAAAUACAAGCGAUUAAGUGACAUACCUAAAAACUAUUGUAAUAUUUAUUAUAUGUCAUAAAAUAAAAUGACAAACAGAG